Molecule: messenger RNA, 3330 nt
Organism: Pteronotus mesoamericanus
Lineage: Eukaryota; Metazoa; Chordata; Mammalia; Chiroptera; Mormoopidae
Gene: TMEM132C
Product: transmembrane protein 132C
Exons: 9
Coding region: 1-3330 (1109 amino acids)
Source: RefSeq, a predicted model, not a curated record
AUGCGCUUCGACGGCGCGGCCCCCGGGCCGGCGGCGCCGCUGUGCGGGGCACUGAGCCUGGUGCUGGGCGCGCUGCUGGGCAAAGUGAUAGAGGGCCGCACGGCCCCCGACGGCAGCCAGCCCUUCUCCUCGCCGCCCCCCUACCUGCCCGUGAGCUACGGCAUCCUCAGGGCGGAGGCCGCCUUCUUCCUGCGGGAGACCCGCCAGGACUCCACGCACAACUGCAGCCUGCGGUCCCGGGCGGAGCCCUUCUUCACCUACAGGGCCCGGAGGCCGCCCCUGCUCAGCGCCAGCUAUGGGCCCUUCUCCGUGGAGAAGGUCGUGCCUCUGGACCUGUCGUCAGCUUCGAACUUUCUGGGCCCGGCCGAUACGUUUAGUUUCAACUGGAAGCUGAAGGCCCACAUCCUGCAGGACAAGGUCUACCCGUCCCGGCCCACCGUGCAGGUCCUGUUCCACAUCGUGGGCCGUGACUGGGCCGAGCGCGGCCCCGCGGAGCAGCUGCCCUGCCUGCGCAUCUUCGCCUUCCGGGAGACCCGGGAGGUGCGCGGCGGCUGCCGGCUGCGCGGGGCGCUGGGGCUGUGCGUGGCCGAGCUGCGGCUGCUGGCCAGCUGGUUCAGCGCCCCCGCGGCGGUGGCCGGCCGGCGGAGGCUCGGGGACGCGGCCGAGGGCGGCGCCGUGGAGCUGUACUACGCCGUGCACGCCGGCGACGAGCGCGGAGACUGCGCCGGUGCGGACGUCAGGACGGGCAACGCCAUCCGCCCGGGGAAGGACGGCCUGCCGGACGGCACGUCCCCCCUGCAGAGGAUUGGCACCGUGGGCCUCUCUCGGGCCCAGGACAGCAGCGAGCAGCUCAGCGAGCUGCGUCUGGACGGCAACGUGGCCGUCUGGCUGCCCUCCCGGCCCGUCAGACAGGGAGACGUGGUCACGGCCUACGUCACUGUCGCCAGCAACGCCACCGUGGACCUCUUCAUCUUGCGAGCCAAGGUGAAGAAGGGGGUGAACAUCCUGGGCGCCCGGACCAGCGAGCCCCAGCGGUGGGACGUCCGGCAGGAGCUGGCAGACGGCGGGAAGCACGCCACCGCCACCGUGGUGUGCCGGCGCCUGGGGCCCGGCGCACAGGACAGAGACGGCAGUUUGUUCCACGAGGUCAUGCAGAUGAACUUCGAGAUCGCCAGCUUCAGCAGCCUGUCGGGCACGCAUCCCAUCGCCUGGCAGGCCGAGUACCCGCGCAAGGGGGCCACGGAGGUCGCUGCCUCUGAGAUCUUCGUCAGCCAGCAGGACCUGGUUGCCAUCGUCCCCUUAGCCAUGGACACCGAACUUCUGAACACGGCCAUACUCACCGGGAAGACGGUGACCGUGCCCGUGAAGGUGGUGUCCGUGGAGGAGAACAGCGCGGUGGCCGACAUCUCGGAGUCCGUGGAGUGCAAGUCCACAGACGAGGACGUCAUCAAAGUGUCCGACCGCUGCGACUACGUCUUUGUCAACGGCAAAGAGGUGAAGGGCAAGGUGGACGUGGCGGUGAACUUCACCUACCAGCACCUGCGUGCACCCCUGCACGUGGCUGUGUGGGCGCCUCGGCUGCCCCUGCAGAUCGAGGUCUCGGACACGGAGCUGAGCCAGGUCAAAGGCUGGCGGGUCCCCGUCGCGACCGGCAAGAGGCCCACGCGGGAGAGCGAGGACGAGGACGAGGAGGCGCGGCGGGGCCGGGGCUGUGCCCUGCAGUACCAGCGCGCCACCGUGCGCGUCCUCACGCAGUUCGUGUCUGAGGGCGCCGGCCCGUGGGGACAGCUGAGCCACCUGCUCAGUCCCGACUGGCAGGUGGACGUCACGCACCUGGUGGCCGACUUCAUGAAGCUGGAGGAGCCCCACGUCGCCGCCCUGCUGGCCGGCGGGAUCCUGGUCGGGCGAGAGGCUGGGAUGACCACCCUCCAGGUGCUGUCCCCGCUGUCCGACUCCAUCCUGGGAGAGAAGACGGUGACCGUGCUGGAUGACAAAGUGUCGCUGACCGACCUGGCCGUCCAGCUGGUGGCUGGGCUCUCUGUCACCCUGCACCCCGGCACGGACAACGGCGUGGCCAUCACAGCUGUGGCCGCGGCCGAGGAGCUGCUCCGGACCCCCAAACAGGAGGCCGUGGUCAGCACCUGGCUGCAGUUCAGCGACAGCUCCGUGGUGCCCCUGGACAUCUACGACGCCGAGGACUUCACCCUGACGGCCACCUCCCUGGACGAGGCCGUCGUAUCCGUCGCCCGGGCCCGCUCCGCCCGCUGGCCCGUGGUGGUGGCCGAAGGGGACGGCCAGGGGCCGCUGCUCCGCGUGGACCUGGCCAUCGCGGGGACCUGCCAGAAGUCCAAGCGCAAGAGCGUCCUGGCCGUAGGCGUCGCCCACGUCAGGGUCAAGUUUGGCCGGAACCAUGCGGACACCGGCCCCGCAGGGGAGGACGGCGAGGCCGCGCUCCGGAACCACGCCGGCGACCGGCACCCCAAGGGCCAGGACCCCGAGCGCGUGGGCCUGGACGGGCCCCCGCGGGGCAGCUCGCCGCUGGCGCGAGAGGAGGGGGCCCACAGGGGCGGCCCCACGGCCACAUCGCUGCUGGACAACCAGGUGGCCGAGAACAGCCGGCUGGACAGGGGCUGGCCGCCCGGAGAGGCCCCGCUGCAGAACAUCCCCAUCGACGUCAGCGACUUCCCGGCGCCAGCGGACCUCCCGCGGGCCGGGGCCGGGCCGGGGGACGGGGGGCUGCUGCCGGCCGCCCGCGGCCUGAGCGACCUGCAGAUCGGCAUGUACGCCCUCCUGGGCGUCUUCUGCCUGGCCAUCCUGGUCUUCCUCAUCAACUGUGCCACCUUCGCCCUCCGGUACCGGCACAAGCAGGCGCCACUGGAAGGCCAGGCCUCCGUGACCCACUCGCACGACUGGGUGUGGCUGGGCCACGGGGCGGAGCUGCGGGAGGGCGCGGGCGAGGGGCCACCGCCGCUGGACGAGCACACCACCGUCAUCGACCGCGGGCCAGCGGGCCGCGAGGACAGCGCCCGCCUCCCGCUCAAUGGCGGCUCCUCCCAGAAGCAGGUGCCGGGCCAGGGGCCCAGGCCGGCAGCGCCCGGGGGCGGGCAGGGCCGGGACCGGAAGCAAGAGGCGCCCCCCUCACCCACCUCCAAGAGGAAGAAGGUGAAGUUCGCCACCUUCACCACCAUCCCCGCCGAGGACGGCGGCCCGGCCAUGAACUGCGUCCUCGGCGGCAACGAUGAGGACAUCAAGUGGGUCUGCCGGGACCUGGAGUUGGGCGCCCCCAAAGAGCUCAGAGACUAUCUGGAGAGGUUCAAGGACAAAGCGUAG